Molecule: messenger RNA, 759 nt
Organism: Ornithodoros turicata
Lineage: Eukaryota; Metazoa; Arthropoda; Arachnida; Ixodida; Argasidae
Exons: 2
Coding region: 1-759 (252 amino acids)
Source: RefSeq, a predicted model, not a curated record
AUGUCUCACCCUUCAGUUCCGCUAGUAGCGCAAUCUCAGCUCACUGCAGUUGCUGUCAAGCUGCCUCCUUUCUGGGACAGGAACCCGGCACUGACUAGGUUCUACCACGUAAUUUCCGCCCUGUCCGCCACCACCGCCGCCGACGAGGUUCAUGAUCUCAUAACCACCCCGCCUCCGGAAAAUCCAUACGAUCAACUCAAGUCAGCCUUGCUGAAACGCACAUCGUCUUCCGACUGCGACCGACUACACCAGCUUCUCUCCGCCGAAGAACUAGGCGAGCGGCGCCCCACCCAGCUACUUCGGCGCAUGAAACAGCUCCCCGGAAGCAAUGCGCCCGGCAGCACUGGCGACUUAUCUUCCACCAGCGAUAGAUUUCUUCGGCAGCUCUUUCUCCAGCGCCUUCCCCGCCACGUACAGAUGGUGUUAGCUACUGCGGCGAACCUCAGCUUGGACGAGUUGGCUGCGCUUGCCGAUGCGGUCAUGGAGGUAGCGUCUGCCUCUCCACAAGUUGACGUCAUUGAGCGACCAGCACUGCUGCCUUCCCUGUCCGACAUUCCUCGACAAUCACUAGCUCCGCGAAUUGACGAGCAUGGUAUUACGCAGCACCUCAACCACCUUACCCAACUCGUCGCGGACCUUGCCUUUCGUUCCCGCUCCCCUCGCCACUCGCGAUCACCCAGCAACAAUACCGACGGGGUUUGCUGGUACCAUCGCCGCUUCGGCGAAGACGCCUUCCACUGUCUUCAGCCAUGUACCUGA